AUGUCUCCAUCUGUUCUUUUUGAUAGUAGUGAACACUCAGACCUAAAAGUCGUUGGUUUGAAGUGGGAUCCAUUAGCUGAUAUGUUCUCGUUUAGAGUGCACCCGUCGAAAGUUAACCCAACUAAACGUACAGUGCUCUCAGAUAUUGCUAUGGUUUUUGACCCACUAGGUUUAAUGUCUCCUAUCACCUUCUGGACAAAAUACCUAAUGCAACGCUUAUGGACGUCAGGCGUCUUGUGGGACGAUCCAAUACCAGCUGAUAUAGAGACAUCUUGGUCACGGUAUCAGUCUGAGUUACACUUGAUUGAACAUAUUCAUAUUCCCCGACGUCUCACCUGCGAUAACAUGAUUUCGAUGCAGCUCCAUGCGUUUUACGAUAGUUCAGAAAAGGGGUACUCUGCAGCCAUUUACCUUCGAGUUGAAACUACAUCGGAAAUCCACUGCCAGCUUAUAACCGGCAAGUCAAAGGUGGCCCCUCUCAAGCAAACCACGAUUCCGUGGCUUGAGUUAUGUGGAGCUGUACUUGCUGCAAGGUUGUUAAGGUUUGUAACAACUACCUAUAACGAACGCUUGAAGAUUGACGAAACAUAUGCGUGGACUGACUCUACAACGGCCUUAGCUUGGAUCCAAUCAUCGCCUCAUCGUUGGGCCACAUUUGUUGCCAAUCGUACGAGUCAAAUCCAAGAGUUAACAGCCCCAUCAAUUUGGCGGCACGUUCCCACUCAAGACAAUCCAGUCGACUGCGCGUCUCGUGGGUUGUUUCCAUCAGAGUUGGUUGACCAUCCUCUAUGGUGGACUGGCCCAUCAUUCCUAAAGGACUCUUCUGAAAAAUGGCUACCGUCACCUAUCUCUACAAUAAACAACCAUGGUAGCACGACUCACCUCGAAGAGAUAAAACCAACGGUUCUAGUCGUCAAUUUUGCCUCAGGUAUGAUGAUCCUACUUGAUCGAUUUUCUUCGUUAGACAAAAUUCUUUGGAUUGUAUCAUACGUGUAUAGAUUUGUUAGUUUUCAAACGUCAACUGCGACAACCGCAGUUGUAAGCGCGGAAGAAUUUAUGUCCAACAAGAGCUAUUUCUCGAUGACUUAA
This is a messenger RNA of Acyrthosiphon pisum (pea aphid), 1089 nucleotides long. RefSeq lists its product as uncharacterized. The coding region runs from base 1 to 1089 and encodes 362 amino acids. NCBI's taxonomy places the organism in Eukaryota, Metazoa, Arthropoda, Insecta, Hemiptera, Aphididae. The transcript has a single exon. The record is from RefSeq and is a predicted model, not a curated record.